AGUCUUGCACGCCUCCAGGGCUGGAAAGCUCAUUCUUCUUCUUCCUCCCAGCAGCUCUGCCUGGAAGUCCCCCAAUCCCUGUGCUCCUGCCCCCAGAUCGUGGGCUUGGGGGACAGCAAGAAAGCUGCAAAGGACUCAGCUGGGGCGGCUCCACAAGGACCCCACAGGCUUGAGGUGUUGCCAGGAUUCUAUCCCAGGGGGUUUUCUGGGUCCCCCAGAGCCCUCUCAAGCACGGGGAGGCAGAAGGGUCCUCGCCCAUUUCAGGAAUCUGCAGCCUGGAAGCCACAGCCAUGGCAGGCCCCCGAUACCCAGUUUCAGUGCAAGGGGCAGCCCUGGUGCAGAUCAAGAGGCUCCAAACGUUUGCCUUCUCUGUGCGCUGGUCAGACGGCAGCGACACCUUCGUGCGCAGGAGUUGGGACGAAUUCAGGCAGCUCAAGAAGACCCUCAAGGAGACCUUCCCGGUGGAGGCGGGCCUGCUGCGGAGAUCUGACCGCGUUCUCCCAAAGCUUCUCGGUCAGGCCAGCCUGGAUGCACCACUGUUGGGACGCGUGGGGCGCACGAGCCGCGGCCUGGCGCGCCUGCAGCUGUUGGAAACCUAUUCUCGGAGGCUGCUGGCGACUGCAGAGCGCGUGGCACGGAGCCCGACGAUCACUGGCUUCUUCGCACCGCAACCCCUGGACCUGGAGCCCGCGCUGCCACCCGGCAGCCGGGUGAUCCUGCCCACCCCAGAGGAGCAGCCUCUUUCUCGCGCUGCGGGCCGCCUCUCCAUCCACAGUCUGGAGGCUCAGAGCCUGCGCUGCCUGCAGCCCUUCUGUACCCAGGACACGCGGGAUAGGCCUUUUCAGGCGCAGGCCCAGGAGAGCCUGGACGUGCUGCUGCGGCACCCCUCAGGCUGGUGGCUGGUGGAGAACGAAGACCGGCAGACCGCCUGGUUUCCAGCGCCCUACCUGGAGGAGGCGGCCCCGGGCCAAGGCCGGGAGGGAGGCCCGUCCCUAGGGAGCAGCGGUCCCCAGUUCUGUGCUUCCCGCGCCUACGAGAGCAGCCGCGCAGAUGAGCUGUCCGUGCCCGCGGGGGCGCGCGUGCGCGUGUUGGAAACGUCAGACCGCGGCUGGUGGCUAUGCAGGUACGGCGACCGGGCGGGCCUACUCCCCGCGGUGCUGCUGCGGCCGGAAGGGCUGGGCGCUCUCCUGAGCGGGACGGGGUUCCGUGGAGGAGACGACCCGGCGGGUGAGGCCCGGGGCUUCCCUGAACCCUCCCAGGCCACCGCCCCUCCCCCCACCGUGCCCACCCGACCUUCGCCGGGCGCCAUCCAGAGCCGCUGCUGCACCGUCACACGCAGGGCCCUGGAGCGGCGCCCACGGCGCCAGGGCCGCCCUCGAGGGUGCGUGGACUCUGUGCCGCACCCCACGACGGAGCAGUGAGCGCGAGGAUCCCGAUGAGGGGAUGGACCGCGCCAUCCCAGGGCUGGGGAGGAGCGGGGAGGGCGGAUCUCCCUGGCCAGCAGGGAUGGGAGGGGGCCAUUUGCUGUUCCUCUGAGUAAAGCUUGUUCUGCAUGA
This is a messenger RNA of Homo sapiens (human), 1556 nucleotides long. RefSeq names its product NADPH oxidase organizer 1 (gene NOXO1). Gene Ontology annotation, cellular component: plasma membrane. Gene Ontology annotation, molecular function: superoxide-generating NADPH oxidase activator activity; phosphatidylinositol binding. The transcript is spliced from 8 exons. The record is from RefSeq and is marked reviewed. Lineage: Eukaryota; Metazoa; Chordata; Mammalia; Primates; Hominidae. Bases 291 to 1421 code for a protein of 376 amino acids.